Molecule: messenger RNA, 3939 nt
Organism: Branchiostoma belcheri (Belcher's lancelet)
Lineage: Eukaryota; Metazoa; Chordata; Leptocardii; Amphioxiformes; Branchiostomatidae
Product: E3 ubiquitin-protein ligase TRIM37-like
Exons: 27
Coding region: 127-3147 (1006 amino acids)
Biological process (GO): protein autoubiquitination; negative regulation of centriole replication
Cellular component (GO): peroxisome; aggresome
Molecular function (GO): zinc ion binding; ubiquitin protein ligase activity; tumor necrosis factor receptor binding
Source: RefSeq, a predicted model, not a curated record
CUUGACCAAUCAGCGCCGAGCUGCCUGCCCUGCCAGUGGACCGUAGCAUUCGGGAAAAGCUGUGGUCAAAACAGAUGUUUUGUUUCAAAUUCUUGGCUUUUUAGGCGACAAAUUUGAACCGGAGAGAUGGAGGAGGGAAGUGUAGAGAGCCUGGCGGAGGUGUUCCGAUGUUUCAUCUGUAUGGAGAAGUUGCGGGACGCCCGCCUGUGUCCUCACUGCUCCAAACUCUGCUGCUUCAUGUGUAUCAGGCGAUGGCUUACUGAGCAGAGGUCACAGUGCCCACACUGCAGAGCGUCGUUACAGCUGCAUGAGCUGGUGAACUGUCGCUGGGCUGAGGAGGUGACUCAGCAGCUGGACACCCUGCAGAUGUGUGGGAUGGGCGCUAAACACAGCGACGACGACAGGGACAAGUGUGAGGUACACCAGGAGAAGCUGAGUGUGUUCUGUUGGACCUGUAGGAAGUGUAUCUGUCACCAGUGUGCUCUGUGGGGAGGCACGGUUUGUACUGAUAUGCAUGGCGGGCACACCUUCAAGCCCCUGGAUGAGGUGUAUGAACAGCAUGUGGGAAACAUCAACGAGGAGGUGGCAGCUCUGAGGAGAAGGCUGAUGGAGCUCAUUAGUCUGGUACAGGAAGUGGAAAGAAACGUGGACAGUGUACGACAAGCGAAGGACGAGCGUGUUCGGGAGAUCCGUAACGCUGUGGAAAUGAUGAUAGCCAGGCUAGACGCACAACUCAAGAGUAAACUCAUCACACUCAUGGGUCAAAAGAACUCUCUAACCCAGGAGACUGAGCUGCUAGAGUCCCUGCUGCAGGAAGUGGAACACCAGCUGAGGUCCUGUAGUAAGAGUGAGCUGAUAGCCAAGAGUACGGAGCUGCUACAGAUGUUUACCCAGGUGCACAGAAAGCCUAUGGCGUCCUUCGUCACAGCACCUGUACCUGCUGACUUCACCAGUGAACUGGUGCCCCCGUAUGAUGCCAGUACUUUUGUCAUUCAGACCUUUAGUGUGUUACAACAGAGAGCUGACCCAGUCUACAGUCCACCCUUACAUGUCAACGGACUCAGCUGGAGACUCAAAGUCUAUCCUGAUGGCAAUGGUGUGGUGAGAGCGAACUACCUGUCAGUAUUUCUGGAGCUGUCAGCAGGACUGCCCGAGACAUCAAAAUACGAGUACAGAGUAGAGAUGCUGAACCAGUCCUCCCCAGACUCCAGUAAGAACAUUGUCAGGGAGUUUGCCUCAGAUUUUGAAGUGGGUGAAUGCUGGGGCUACAACAGAUUUUUCCGUCUGGACCUGUUGGCGAGCGAGGGUUAUCACGACAUCCCAUCAGACACUCUGGUACUUCGCUUCCAAGUCAGACCCCCCACAUUCUACCAGAAGUGCAGGGACCAGCAAUGGCACAUUCGACAACUGGAGUCUGCUCAGGCCGGAUAUGUUGCAACUGUCAAUGAUUUAAAAGAGAGACUAGCAAUAGAACUGUCCCGGAACCAGAGAGGGUCAUCAGGGAAAGUCGGCAAGGGGUCAGCAGAAGUGGCCACCACAGAAGCAGACAACAGAAUGACCUUCAUCGAGAGUCAGCGAGGAGACAACCCGUCUCCCGUUCACCCCAUCCUCAAACCCCGCGCCAAGCGCGUAGACUCCGUCCCCAUGGACCUCUGUACCACCGAGGCCGCCUUUGACGACGACAUCGAAGAAGGUCCGCUGGUGAAGCGCCCGUUCAAGAGAAAGGGGCCGCAAGGCUCGGACAUGGACAUCGAGAGUCUGGAAGUAGGGAACAGACAAGAGGCCGCAGAUGCUCAGGAAAGAGAGGACAGCACAGAAGAAACACAGGAGGCAAGUGAAGGUGACCUUGACGACACCACCCAUGACGAGGCAGAUGAGGAAGAGCAGUCGGAGUCCAGUAACGAUGAACGUGACGUGGAUGAAGAAACCAUGUCAGCGGACAUUGAUGUUGAGAACUGGCAGGGUUACGACAUGGAAGAUGGAGAGAUGGAGGGAGCCGUGGGCUUCUCCCUGGACCAGGGGAGAGACAGAAGGAGAGAGCAGGAGAGUGACGAGGUGCGACUGCUGCGUCUCCUGGAGCUGAAGGACAAGAGUUCCACCGACAAGUGGCUGUUUCCAUCCAGACCCAGCGCUUUGCUGAAGAACGAAGAACUCUUCGCCGACCCAGGAAACUCCCGGCGGUUUCGGGAGAGGCGGAAGGACAAGCUGCGGUACCACACGGCGCCGUCCCUCAGCAGCAGAGUCUUCGACACCCUGAACAUCCAGCUGCCGGAGGUGACUCUGGGGAACUCUGGGAACACAGCCUGUAGGGAGUACAGCACUGUACACAUUACUGUGGGCACGGAGGCUCCCAGCACUGUUAGCACUGACAAGGUUGCAAAGAGAGCCGUGUCCACAGGGCAAACUGCGCGUAGUGCGGCCAGCAUCACCCUGCGGAAGUACAGCAGUGUCGGCUACAGCUACCAGAAAAACUCCCACACAUCAGGGACGUCCAGCGGGCCUCGAGUCAACCGUACAGACGCCACAGAGGACCAGGCUGAGAUUGUCCCAGACCAGGAUGACAUAGACAGCAGCAGCAGCAGCAGCAGUAGUUCCAGUAGCAGGGCCAGCACACCCAACCCUAACACCUCUCUGGAGGAGUACCCACUGGUGGACCUGACAGAAGCGCCCUCUAGCUCUGCCAUGAGUUCUGCACGGCUGAUGGCUCGUCUCAGCUCCCUGUCGGAGUCUGACCAGAACCGGACUGAGCCGUGCACCUCUCCCAGACAGGCAGACGGGGGAGUCACUCCAGGGAAGGAAGGCAGUCUGAAGUGGACGUCUCAGCUCCUGUCAGAACUUGGGAAACCUGUUGGUGAGGACUCCAGUCCUGUGGGGGCCGGACCUGAACAGGGGGCAGGGGACCACUCUCACAGCAGGACUACACAACAGGACCCAGCAUGCUUCAGUACCAACAGCAGUGUGGAGCUGGAAGAGGGGCCUGAUGGGAUAUCUAUACACCAGAGCCCCCAGGGGGAUCAUGGGAACUACAUACGGUCCAGGUCAACGGAGGUCAUCACCCAGAUAGCCAGUGGUGGGAACAGUCCGUCCUCAGACUACCCAAGAGACUCUACAACAGACAGAUCCUAUGACACAGAGUCUGCUGUUUAACAAGCCGAAUGCUGCAAGCCUUAACCUCUUCUUGGGGAUCUUCUAUCACAACAUUUGUUACCACUUUGACAGAAUCUUUAUGUUGUCAGUAGAAAAUCACAGUGAACAUCUAAACACAAAUGUAGAGUCUUUAUGUCCGUAUACUAUACGACUACAAGCUCACCACCAUAAUGCAGUAGUACAUGAAUGUACGUAAACUGUGCUAAGUUAGAUAGGUGGGAAGUUUGACAGCCAAACCUUGAGCUCACUGUAAAGAAAGAGACAUAUUAUGUAGAAAUGGAUUGUUAGUUGCACCACGUCAAGGCCUUUUCCUCCUAUAGUGUUUACACACGUUUAACGUUUUAUUAUACUGUGUAUGGAAUUGUACAGAUCUCAAUGUGUCAUUGGCAAGCAAGGAAACCUGACACUGCUCUAUGUGCAAAUUGGCAUUUUGUUGUAACAACUGCCUUGUAAAGAUGUGAUGAAAAGCAAGAAAAACGGGUUUUUAAAGUCCACUGUUUUCUAUAGAUGUCAGAAAUACAGUAGUAACUGAUACUCGAAGUUAUGCUUGCUCGAAAAAAUGAAGAUCUCACUGCCAUUCUUAGAUUAAGGAUCUACAUGUAUGUAAGAUUUCCACCUUUUGGCCACUCAAACCAAAGUUAUGUUACUGCACUGUUCAGCAAAAUUCAAAUGUAUCUGUAUUCUUACUUCAGUCAUGCUGUUUUUAACUGGCUAAGAAUACGUUAUGUACUAUGUAAGAUUGUACGUGUUGCCUUGUAACUUGAAUAUGUUAAAUAAAGUAUGUUGCACUUA